CUGUGAGGCAGCAGCUGAGGAGAAUGUGGCACACACCAUGGCAGAUGAAAAGCCCAUGGAAGGAGUCAAGAGUGGGAACAAUGGUCAUGUUCAUUUGAAGGUGGUGGGUCAGGAUGGUUCUGCGGUGCUAUUUAAGAUUAAGAGGCACAGUGCAUUUAGUAAACUAAUGAAAGCCUGUUGUGAACAACAGUUAGAGAUGGAGCAUAAAGAUAUAAUUGAUGUGUUCCUACUGCAGACAGGAGGUGUUUAUGAAAAAAUGGAAUCUGCCACUUUAUUCCAGAACUCUUCCUCCAGACCAAGAAAGAGUACAAAUGAUGCAGUAAUGGCAUGUCUUCCCACGGGAGAGCAACAGGAGUCUGAAAUUUAG
Molecule: messenger RNA, 367 nt
Organism: Herpailurus yagouaroundi (jaguarundi)
Lineage: Eukaryota; Metazoa; Chordata; Mammalia; Carnivora; Felidae
Product: small ubiquitin-related modifier 2-like
Exons: 3
Coding region: 38-367 (109 amino acids)
Source: RefSeq, a predicted model, not a curated record